UCUCUGCCCUAUGGAGCCCACUGUUCCUUUGAGCCUGGGUCUUGUGGCUGGUCAACGUCCAAUGAGCUGUCCUCUUGGAGGAGGGUCAGUGGGGAGGAACUGGGAGACAGUGAAGACAUGCUGGGGACAGCGCUGCAAAAUACACAAGGUAAAUUGUGCAAAACACACCAGGUCAAUCAAAGGUAACCAGGCCUAAAAUUGCUGGGUAACACUUUAUUUGAAGGAGGUAUACAUGAAGACACCUUUAUGAGACCAGACAUAAAUAGCGGUUGGGUAUUACAGUGUGCUGUAUAAAGUACCAAUUUUACACUAGACUGGUCCUCAUCCUGGAAAUUGGGUAUUUUCUUGAUACUCAGUCACUAAACACUAGUGGACAUACAGUGUACUGAAAAUAGAGUUCAAUCUUGCAACCCUCUUAUCGUAUGUGCCAUACAGUAUAAGCACCUUUUGCACCCAAUAGGUAAUUGACCAGGAAUAGUAAAUGGAGAUAUGAUGGUGUCAGUGGAGGCUGCUGAGGAGAGGAUGGCUCAUAAUAAUGUCUGGAACGGAGCAAAAGGAAUGGCAUCAAACACCUGGAAACCAUGUGUUUGAUGUAUUUGAUACCAUUCCACCGAUUCCGUUCCAGCCAUUACCACGAGCCCGUUCUCCCCAAUUAAGGUGCCACCAACCUCCUGUGGAUGGUGUCCUACAGCUGUAGAGUUCGAUGUAUUCUCUGAGAAUUGGUUUUCAGGUGCUGUUGAGUCUCCUCUCCAUCAGGUCCUGGAGCUAGGAGAGGGGAACUACAGUAUGAGAAGACUGUGUAUAGGCAAAGACGAUCCUCCAGGUUUCUUUCCACGUUUCUCAUAUUACACAGAGACCGGAAAUCCAUUUUGUUCUUUAUGACUCCAAUGGGAUUUUCAUUCCAAUUCAAGUUUUCAAAACAUUGGGGAAUCUAAUGCCUUUGUAUGCCUAAAGGAGGAAUGCCCUAUGGGGUUAUCACUGAAUAGAAUGACAUCCUUUGGACAGUUUGUCGAUGAUUUACAAUCAGUUAUAACACCUGAGUAUUAUGAAGCCCAGCAUUUUUACAUUUACAUUUAAGUCAUUUAGCAGACGCUCUUAUCCAGAGCGACUUACAAAUUGGUGCAUUCAACUUAGGAUAGCCAGUGGGACAACCACAUCUCGAUCACAAUAAGUACAUUUCUUUAAACAAGUCAGUGCUAGCAGGAGUAUGGUGUGAUGUAAAACAUGUCCUGUUGCUGCUGAAAUGAUUUCCAUUCAUUUUCUGCAUUUCAGUUUAUAGCUCCAAUUGGUUUCAGUCCAAAUCGACAAGCACUGUGCCAAGGCAAUAUUUAUUGUUUUUGAGAUGAGGACUGAAAGACUGAUUUCUUCAGAGCUCUAUCAGUCAUGCCCUGUUGACUGGUGCACUACAUCAGUGUCAGCUCCCCUCUGUGUUGCGGUUAUCGGCUUCUCCCCCAGGGCACUUCCUGUUCCUGGCCGUGAGAAGGAAUAGUUCCAGUCAUGAGGUGUCUGUCCGGAGUCACUCCUUCCCCCAACCGGUCUCUACCACAGCCUGUCAGGUGAGAGGUGUAAAUUGACCUAUCUAUCCAGCCACCCAAUGGCUUCCUUACUGAUGAGAUAAUCUCCCCUUCUAACAACAUGCUCACUGAUGACUCACUGAUGAGUUCUAGACAUCCUCAUUAAGGGAGUUUUAGAAACACCCUCAAAAGAUGCCAGAAUCACACAACCAUAGCCAAGGCCUGUCUAUUGAUUUGAAUUUUUGGUAAUUAGUCUGUUUUUCCCCCCCAGACAGCUGGUAUAUCAUAGAGAGCAGUAAUCUGGUACUACACACAGAAUAUCAAACUUCAUACAGUUUUAAGUCAUGUUAAAGUCUUCAAACAGUAUGUCAUGAAAUUCACUAAUUCACAUCCCUUCUGGAUGUCUCUGUCUGCAGUUGCAUUUCUCCCUGUAUCUCUAUGGGGAGUUUAAUGGCACCGUGCUGCUGUCACUAGAGGAAAACAGUACUACCACAUCCCCGUUGGUGUGGGAGAGGUCUGGACAGUGGAAAGACAACUGGCAGGACAUCUCUCUACAGCUACCUGCCCUCCUCAAUGGGUAUGGUGCCCUAAUGUACUGCUUAAUUACUGACCUGAGGUGUCAACACAUAACGUUACAGUACAUAAAGUUCAGAGUUAGAGUUUAUUGAGUGAUUGCAGUUUGAUAAAUGAUUACUGUGAAAGAAUGUGAAAGAAUUUAGGGUAUUUUAAUAAAGCAUAAACUAAUAUGAAAUCUAGAUUGAAUGCCAUACUGUGUUGCUCUCCAUUCAUUGUAUGUGUGUUCGCCCAGGUUCCACCUCAAGGUGAAGGCUCUGUGGGGACCAGGCUCCAAUGCUGACAUCGCCCUAGAUGACAUCGCCCUGGGGGCAGCAUGCUUUGACACAGGUAGCCCUCCAUGUACACAACACAAACAGUCAGCUCUCAAUGUAGAUACUGUAACAUACUGUAUGGCUAGAGUACAGUGGGUGACUAUUUGGAGGGCUCCCUAAAUGUUUUAAGAUUACAUUUACUGAUUGACUGAUUAUUUUGGCCUCCUGAGUGGCACAGUGGUCUAAGGCACUGCAUCGCAGUGCUUAGGCGUCGCUACAGCCUGGGGAUCGAUUGGCCCAGCCUGGGGUUCGAUUGGCCCAGCACCGUUUGGGUUAGAGGAGGGUUUGACCGGCGGGGCUUUACUUGGCUUUGGACGGUGUUUCCUCCGACACAUUGGUACGGCUGACUUCCGGCUUAGUAUUUUAUUAGGAUCCCCAUUAGCUGUUCCCAAGGCAGCAGCUACUCUUCCUGGUCCAGGAACAUUACAUCAUACAAAUCAUUGUGCAUUUUACAAAUAUACAUUGCUCCAUUAUUACAUUGCAAUAUUACAAUACUGGGUGUGUGUAGAGUGUGUGUUUUAAAGUGUGUUUUAGAGUGUGUGUCUUCACAGUCCGCGUUGUGCCUUGAGGUGUUGUAUUAUCUGUUUUUUUAAAUCUGAUUUGACUUGAGUUACUUGAGGUGGAAAAGAGUUCCAAGUACUCAUGGCUCUAAAUAGUACAAUGUGUUUCCUAGCCUCUGUUCUGGACUUGGGGACUGUGUAGAGACCUCUCUGGUGGCUUGUCUUGUUGGGUAUGUAUGAGUGUCUGAGCUGUGUGUUAACCGGUUAAACAGACAGCUCAGUACUUUUAACACGUCAAUACCUCUCACAUAGACCAGUAGUGAUGUAGUCAAUCUUUCCUCUACUUUGAGCAAGGAGAGAUGAUAUGCAUGAUGUUGAUAUUAGCCCUUUGUGUACAUUUAAGGGCCAGACGUGCUGCUCUGUUCUGGGCCAACUGUAAUUUGCCUAUGUUAUGCGAGCAGUGUGUUAAGAAGCAGUGUGGCUUGUAGGGUCAUGCUUUAAAGACACGUCUCGACAUUCCCCUCUCCUGAGACCGUUGGGGAGAUACAGCGAUGAGACAAGGUCAUAACUACCAAUUGGAUAUAAAUAAAAUAAGAAAGGGGCCUCUUUCAUAUAGAUACAGCUAAUUAGAUUCCUUAAAGGACAACCGGUGAUGUGGCCUAUAUCACUUUAUCGUGGCAUUCACCUGAGUGAUGCCAUGACAUUUGUGUAGGAGGACCUGAAUACAUUCUAGUUAGGACACAGUAACAUUCAGUGGAGAGCAAUGCCCCAUAACAACUGCUGAUCCACCCCCAUGGAGUUGCAGAUGAGACCGUUAAUAGAGCAUGUCUUAAGACUGGAAACAAUAGAGCCGUUGAAGAAGAGUCAAAGACAGAGAGGAGUCUUAACCGAAGAAUGUUGCACGCAGAUACGUCGGCUAACCGCCAUCUCCAACUCAGCUGGAGAGCUCCCCUGGAAGCCCACACGCUGCCUGAUUGCUUCUGAAAGGGGAAAACCGACCGUAGAAUACUUCUCCCCGGGAUUGAAUCCGCAAUCUGACAAUAAAAUCAUCGGGUUCCAGUGUCAUAUACGUUUUUGUCCCACUGGAGCACCCAUCUUCUUCACUCCAUCGAUUGUUAUCUACCAUGAAGCUCUUUGGUCCGGAAUUUGGGGGGAAGCCUGCCAACCUUAGUUUUAUUUGAUAGGCAUUGUACCCAGAUGCGGUUGGGUAAAUAUUGGGAGGGAGGAGGGGGGAUUGCAGAGGUAUGCCCAGUCUCGUGCAAGGCAUGCAGGUUGGCGACUCCAAACAGGCGCCAGUUGGGCGUGAUAUGAUCAGCAUGCAGAUUUAUCGGUCCCGAUUACGUUUUACUGUAGCACAUCUCCAGACCAUCCAGAAUUCCACAAAUAGUUGCAGCUAAGUCAUAACCUCCCUUAUCUUGUCUCCUGCUAAUACUUUCACGAUUCUAUUGUAGUCCGUGUGGGUUAUAAUGACAUUAUGAAGGGCAGCUCUGAACAGUUGAAACUGGAUUUUAAAGAGCUGAUUGACUCUCUGUUAGACACAAACAAAAAACUGAUCAUAUCUGGCGCUGUGCCCUCUCUGAAUCGUGGAAUUGAACGCUUUAGCAGGAUUCUUUUUUUUUUUUUUUUCACCUUUAUUUAACCAGGUAAGCCAGUUGAGAACAGGUUCUCAUUUACAACUGCGACCUGGCCAAGAUAAAGCAAAGUAGUGCAAUAAAAACAACACAGAGUUACAUAUGGGGUAAAAAAAAAACAUAAAGUCAGAAAUACAACAGAAAAUAUAUAUACAGUGUGUGCAAAUGUAGCAAGUUAUGGAGGUAAGGCAAUAAAUAGGCUAUAGUGCAGAAUAAUUACAAUAGUAUUAACACUGGAAUGCUAGAUGUGCAAGAGAUUAUGUGCAAAUAGAGAUACUGGGGUGCAAAAGACUAAAAUAAAUAACAAUAUAGGGAUGAGGUAGUUGGGUGGGCUAAUUUCAGAUGGGCUGUGUACAGGUGCAGUGAUCGGUAAGGUGCUCUGACAACUGAUGCUUAAAGUUAUUGAGGGAGAUAAGAGUCUCCAGCUUCAGAGAUUUUUGCAAUUCGUUCCAGUCAUUGGCAGCAGAGAACUGGAAGGAAUGGCGGCCAAAGGAGGUGUUGGCUUUGGGAAUGACCAGAGAGAUAUACCUGCUGGAGCGCAGACUACGGGUGGGUGCUGCUAUGGUGACCAAUGAGCUAAGAUAAGGCGGGGAUUUGCCUAGCAGUGAUUUAUAGAUGGCCUGGAGCCAGUGGGUUUGACGACGAACAUGUAGUGAGGACCAGCCAACAAGAGCGUACAGGUCACAGUGGUGGGUAGUGUAUGGGGCUUUGGAGACAAAACGGAUGGCACUGUGAUAGACUACAUCCAAUUUGCUGAGUAGAGUGUUGGAGGCUAUUUUGUAAAUGACAUCGCCGAAGUCAAGGAUCGGUAGGAUAGUCAGUUUUACGAGGGCAUGUUUGGCAGCAUGAGUGAAGGAGGCUUUGUUGCGAAAUAGGAAGCCGAUUCUAGAUUUAACUUUGGAUUGGAGAUUCUUUAUGUGAGUCUGGAAGUUGAGUUUACAGUCUAACCAGACACCUAGAUAUUUGUAGUUGUCCACAUACUCUAGGUCAGACCCGUCGAGAGUGGUGAUUCUAGUCGGGUGGGCGGGUGCUAGCAGCGUUCGAUUGAAAAGCAUGCAUUUAGUUUUACUAGUGUUUAAGAGCAGUUGAAGGCUACUGAAGGAUUGUUGUAUGGCAUUGAAGCUCGUUUGGAGGUUUGUUAACACAGUGUCCAAUGAAGGGCCAGAUGUAUACAAAAUGGUGUCGUCUGCGUAGAGGUGGAUCUGAGAGUCACCAGCAGCAAGAGCGACAUCAUUGAUAUACACGGAGAAAAGUGUCGGCCCAAGAAUUGAACCCUGUGGCACCCCCAUAGAGACUGCCAUAGGUCCAGACAACAGGCCCUCCGAUUUGACACACUGAACUCUAUCUGAGAAGUAGUUGGUGAACCAGGCGAGGCAGUCAUUUGAGAAACCAAGGCUAUUUAGUCUGCCAAUAAGAAUGCGGAGGUUGACAGAGUCGAAAGCCUUGGCCAGGUCGAUGAAGACGGCUGCACAGUACUGUCUAUUAUCAAUCGCGGUUAUAAUAUCGUUUAGGACCUUGAGCGUGGCUGAAGUGCACCCGUGACCAGCUCGGAAACCGGAUUGCAUAGCGGAGAAGGUACGGUGGUAUUCGAAAUGGUCGAUGAUCUGUUUGUUAACUUGGCUUUCGAAUACUUUCGAAAGGCAGGGCAGGAUGGAUAUAGGUCUGUAGCAGUUUGGAUCUAGAGUGUCACCCCCUUUGAAGAGGGGGAUGACCGCGGCAGCUUUCCAAUCUCUGGGGAUCUCAGACGUUAUGAAAGAGAGGUUGAACAGACUAGUAAUAGGGGUUGCGACAAUUUCGGCGGCUAGUUUUAGAAAGAAAGGGUCCAGAUUGUCUAGCCCAGCUGAUUUGUAGGGGUCCAGAUUUUGCAGCGCUUUCAAAACAUCAGCUGUCUGAAUUUGUGUGAAGGAGAAGCGGGGGGGGGCAUGGGCAAGUUGCAGCAGAGGGUGCAGAGUUGGUGGCCGGGUUAGUGGUAGCCAGAUGGAAAGCAUGGCCAGCUGUAGCAAAAUGCUUGUUGAAAUUCUCGAUUAUUGUAGAUUUAUCGGUGGUGAUAGUGUUUCCUAGCCUCAGUGCAGUGGGCAGCUGGGAGGAAGUGCUCUUAUUCUCCAUGGACUGUACAGUGUCCCAAAACUUUUUGGAGUUAGUGCUACAGGAUGCAAAUUUCUGUUUGAAAAAGUUAGCCUUUGCUUUCCUGACUGCUUGUGUAUAUUGGUUCCUAACUUCCCUGAAAAGUUGCAUAUCGCGGGGGCUAUUUGAUGCUAAUGCUGUACGCCACAGGAUGUUUUUGUGCUGGUCAAGGGCAGUCAAGUCUGAGGAGAACCCAGGGGCUAUAUCGGUUCUUAGUUCUGUAUUUUUUGAAUGGGGCAUGUUUAUUUAAGAUUGAGAGGAAAUUACUUUUAAGGAACAACCAGGCAUCCUCUACUGACGGAAUGAGAUCUAUAUCCAUCCAGGAUACCUGGGCCAGGUCAAUUAGGAAGGCCUCCUCGCUAAAGUGUUUUAGGGAGCGUUUGACAGUGAUGAGGGGUGGUCGUUUGACCGCGGACCCGUUACGGACGCAGGCAAUAAGGCAGUGAUCGCUGAGAUCCUGGUUGAAGACAGCUGAGGUGUAUUUAGAGGGUAUGUUAGUCAGGAUGAUAUCUAUGAGGGUACCCAUGUUUACGGAUUUAGCGUUGUACCUGGUAGGUUCGUUGAUAAUUUGCGUGAGGUUGAGGGCAUCUAGCUUGGAUUGUAGGAUGGCUGGGGUAUUAAGCAUAUCCCAAUUUAGGUCACCAAGCAGUACAAACUCUGAGGAUAAAUGGGGGGCAAUCAAUUCACAUAUGGUGUCCAGGGCACAGCUGGGGGCUGAGGGGGGUCUGUAGCAAGCGGCAACAGUGAGAGACUUAUUUCUGGAAAGGUGGAUUUUUAGAAGUAGAAGCUCAAACUGUUUGGGCACAGACCUGGAUAGUAUGAUGGAGCUCUUCACAACUGGCUACGUGAUUAUUGCAGCUCAAUGGGUGUAACUUUUGUUGACAAUUUCGAUACCUUUUGGAAACAAAACACGUUUUAUAAGGAGGAUGGGAUCCACCCAAAUCAUUUGGGUUCCUGGAUCCUUUCACAACAUUAUAAUGCUGCAUUGAGACAAUGACUUAUCAACUUAUCAAUGACCCAAGCCCAGCUCAGCUAAUCCCUACCAUUGUGAUGCAGAGUUGUCAUAAUGCUUUAGCAAAUGUACAUUACACCAGGGGCGUCAGUAGACACAAUAUAAGUAACCUAAUUUAUGUCCCUCUAACUGCCCUGAAUGCCUCUGCUGAUCUUACAGCUAUUGUAUGCAGUAAUCAUGUGCCUAAGAACCAGAUUUAUACUGUUAGCACUGAGCCGGUGUGCCCUAGGAGGAAGUCCACUGUGUGCAGCUCACCCUGCACUAACAUGAAGAACAUGAGCACAUCUACUGCUGCUAAGCUUCCCAGUAAAGCAAGAAAAACAAGUAAGCAUCCCAGAAGAAAAGUGCUCAAAAUAGCCUACGUUAACAUAUGUACAGUGAGGGAAAAAGUAUUUAAUCCCCUGCUGAUUUUGUACUUUUUCCCACUGACAAAGACAUAAUCAGUCUAUAAUUUUAAUGGUAGGUUUAUUUGAACAGUGAGAGACAGAAUAACAACAACAAAAUCCAGAAAAACGCAUGUCAAAAAUGUUAUAAAUUGAUUUGCAUUUUAAUGAGGGAAAUAAAUAUUUGACCCCUCUGCAAAACAUGACUUAGUACUUGGUGGCAAAACCCUUGUUGGCAAUCACAGAGGUCAGACGUUUCUUGUAGUUGGCCACCAGGUUUGCACACAUCUCAGGAGGGAUUUUGUUCCACUCCUCUUUGCAGAUCUUCUCCAAGUCAUGAAGGUUUCGAGGCUGACGUUUGGCAACUCGAACCUUCAGCUCCCUCCACAGAUGUAUUAUUAUUAUUAUUAUUAUUUUCUAUGGGAUUAAGGUCUGGAGACUGGCAAGGCCACUCCAGGACCUUAAUGUGCUUCUUCUUGAGCCAGUCCUUUGUUGCCUUGGCCGUGUGUUUUGGGUCAUUGUCAUGCUGGAAUACCCAUCCACGACCCAUUUUCAAUGCCCUGGCUGAGGGAAGGAGGUUCUUGAGCAGGGGGACCUUGCGGGCGCUGCAGGAUUUCAGUCCUUCACGGCAUAGUGUGUUACCAAUUGUUUUCUUGGUGACUAUGGUCCCAGCUGCCUUGAGAUCAUUGACAAGAUCCUCCCGUGUAGUUCUGGGCUGAUUCCUCACCGUUCUCAUGAUCAUUGCAACUCCACGAGGUGAGAUCUUGCAUGGAGCCCCAGGCCGAGGGAGAUUGACAGAUCUUUUGUGUUUCUUCCAUUUGCGAAUAAUCGCACCAACUGUUGUCACCUUCUCACCAAGCUGCUUGGUGAUGGUCUUGUAGCCCAUUCCAGCCUUGUGUAGGUCUACAAUCUUGUCCCUGACAUCCUUGGAGAGUUCUUUGGUCUUGGCCAUGGUGGAGAGUUUGGAAUCUGAUUGAUUGAUUGCUUCUGUGGACAGGUGUCUUUUAUACAGGUAACAAGCUGAGAUUAGGAGCACUCCCUUUAAGAGUGUGCUCCUAAUCUCAGCUCGUUACCUGUAUAAAAUACACCUGGGAGCCAGAAAUCUUUCUGAUUGAGAGGGGGUCAAAUACUUAUUUCCCUCAUUAAAAUGCAAAUCAAUUUAUAACAUUUUUGACAUGCGUUUUUCUGGAUUUUGUUGUUGUUAUUCUGUCUCUCACUGUUCAAAUAAACCUACCAUUAAAAUUAUAGACUGAUCAUUUCUUUGUCAGUGGGCAAACGUACAAAAUCAGCAGGGGAUCAAAUACUAUUUUCCCUCACUGUAGAUUAAGAAACAAGGUUCAUGAAAUCAAUAAUUUGCUAGUAACAGAUGACAUUCAUAUUCUGACUAUCUCUGAAACUCACUUAGAUAAUACCUUUGAUGAUACAGUGGUAGCAAUACAAGGUUAUAACGUUUACAGAAAAUAUGGAAAUGCCAAUGGUGGAGGCGUUGCUGUUUAUAUUCAGAACCACAUUCCUGUGAAGAUUAGAGAGGAUCUCAUGUUAAAUACUGUUGAAGUAAUAUUGCUACAGGUUCAUCUGCCUCACCUAAAGCUCAUUCUGGUGGGAAGCUGCUAUAGACCACCAAGUAAUAACAGUCAGUAUCUGGAUAACAUGUGUGAAAUGCUUGAUAAUGUAUGUGAAAUCAAUAGAGAGGUAUACUUUCUGGGUUUUUUAAAUAUUGUCUGCCUUUCAUCAGGCUGCCCACUCAAGAGAAAGCUUAAAACUGUAACCAGUGCCUGCAACCUGGUUCAGGUUAUCAGUCAACCUACCAGGGUAGUUACAAACAGUACAGGAAUUAAAUCAUCAACAUGCAUUGAUCAUAUCUUUACUAAUGCUACAGAGAUUUGUUUGAAAGCAGUAUCCAAAUCCAUUGGAUGUAGUGAUCACAAUAUAGUAGCCAUAUCUAGGAAAACCAAAGUUCCAAAGGCUGGGCCUAAUAUUGUGUAUAAGAGGUCAUACAAUAGGUUUUGUACUGAUUCCUAUGUUGUUGAUGUAAAGAAUAUAUGUUGGUCCGUGGUGUGUAAUGAAGAGCAAACAGACACUGCACUUGACACAUUUAUGAAAUUGCUUAUUCCAGUUACUAAUUAGCAUGCACCCAGUACGAAAAUGACUGUAAAAACUGAUAAAUCCCCGUGGAUUGAUGAGGAAUUGAAAAAUGGUAUGGUUGAGAGGGAUGAGGCAAAAGGAAUGGCAAAAAAGUCUGGCAGCACAACCGAUUGGCAAACAUAUUGCAAAUUGAGAUAAUGUGACUAAACUGAAUAAAAAGAAGAAGAAACUACACUAUGAAACAAAGAUAAAUGACAUAAAGAAUGAUAGUAAAAAGCUUUGGAGCACCUUAAAUGAAAUUUUGGUAAAAAGGCAAACUCAGCUCCAUCAUUCAUUGAAUCAGAUGGCUCAUUCAUCACAAAACCAACUGAUAUUGCCAACUCCUUUAAUUAUUUUUUCAUUGGCAAGAUUAGCAAACUUAGGCAUGACAUGCCAGCAACAGUUGCUGACACUACACAUCCAAGUAUAUCUGACCAAAUUAUAAAAGACAAGCAUUGUAAUUUUGAAUUCCUUAAAGUGAGUGUGGAAGAGGUGAAAUUAUUAUUGUUGUCUAUCAACAAUGACAAGCCACCGGGGUCUGACAACUUGGAUGGAAAAUUACUGAGGAUAAUAGCGAACGAUAUUGCCACUCCUAUUUGCCAUAUUUUCAAUUUAAGCCUACUAGAAUGUUUGUGCCCCCAGGCUUGGAGGAAAGCAAAAGUAAUUCCGCUACCUAAGAAUAGUAAAGCCCCCUUUACUGGCUGAAAUAGCCGACCAAUUAGGCUGUUACAAACUGUUAGUAAACCAUUGGAAAAAAAUUUGUUUGACCAGAUACAAUGCUAUUUUACAGGAAACAAAUUGACAACAAACUUUCAGCAUGCUUAUAGAGAAGGACAUUCAACAAGCACUUAAACAAAUGACUGAUGAUUGGCUGAGAGAAAUUGAUGAUAAAAAGAUUGUGGGGGCUGUUUUGUUAGACUUCAGUGCGGCUUUUGACAUUAUCUGUCAUAGUCUGCUGCUGGAAAAACCUAUAUGUUAUGGCUUUACUCCGCCUGCUAUAUUGUGGAUACAGAGUUACCUGUCUAACAGAACACAGAGGGUGUUCUUUAAUGGAAGCCUCUUCAACAUAAUCGAGGUAGAAUCAGGAAUUCCCCAGGGCAGCUGUCUAGGCCCAUUACGUUUUUUCAAUCUUUACUAAUGACAUGCCACUGGCUUUGAGUAAAGCCAGAGUGUCUAUGUAUGCGGAUGACUCAACACUAUACAUGUCAGUUACUACAGCGACUGAAAUGACAGCAACACUUAAGAAAAAGUUGCAGUUAGUUUCAGAGUGGGUGUCAAGGAAUAAGUUAGUCCUAAAUAUUUCUAAAACUAAAAGCAUUUUGUUUGGGACAAAUCAUUCACUAAACCCUAAACCCUAAACCUCAACUAAAUCUUGUAAUAAAUAAUGUGGAAAUUGAGCAAGUUGAGGUGACUAAACUGCUUGGAGUAUCCCUGGAUUGUAAACUGUCAUGGUCAAAACAUAUUGAUACAACAGUAGCUAAGAUGGGGAGAAGUCUGUCCAUAAUAAAGUGCUGCUCUACCUUCUUAACAGCGCUAUCAACAAGGCAGGUCCUACAGGCCCUAGUUUUGUCACACCUGGACUACUGUUCAGUCGUGUGGUCAGGUGCCACAAAGAGGGACUUAGGAAAAUUGCAAUUGGCUCAGAACAGGGCAGCACGGCUGGCCCUUGGAUGUACACAGAGAGCUAAAAUUAAUAAUAUGCAUGUCAAUCUCUCCUGGCUCAAAGUGGAGGAGAGAUUGACUUCAUCACUGUUUGUAUUUAUGAGAGGUGUUGACAUGUUGAAUUCACUGAGCUGUCUGUUUGAACUACUGGCGCACAGCUCGGACGCCCAUGCAUACCCCACAAGACAUGAGGACACACCAAAGGUCUCUUCACAGUCCCCAAGUCCAAACAGACUAUGGGAUGCGCACAGUACUACAUAGAGCCAUGACUACAUGGAACUCUAUUCCACAUCAAGUAACUGAUGCAAGUAGUAAAAUUAGAUUUAAAAAACAAAUUAAAAAACACCUUAUGGAACAUUGGGGACUGUGAAGCAACACAAACAUAGGCACAGACACAUGCAUCCACACACACGAUAACAUACGCACUAUACACACACAUAUGUGGUAGUGGUGGAGUAGGGGCCUGAGGGCACACAGUGUGUUGUGAAAUCUGUGAAUGUAUUGUAAUGUUUUUAAAAUUGUAUGAACUGCCUUAAUUUUGCUGGACCCCAGGAAGAGUAGCUGCUGCCUUGGCAGCAGCUAAUGGGGAUCCAUAAUAAAUACAAAUACAAAUACAAAUGUGUCUGUCUCCUUCCUCUCAGAUCUCAACUCCCUGCUGCUCGGACACAGAUUGUUCCAUGAAAUGGACUCCAUCAGUGAGCUAGAUUUCCUCAGCCCCCUCCCAGAGCCCUCUGCCUCAGGUACACUACAAGCUGUUCCAAUUAAAUAUAUUUAGCAUUUCUAUGACCAAUGACCUUUGCAAUUUUCGCAGUGGUUUUUCCACAGCCAUUUUGCAUAAUAAACAACGUGCUUCCAUUAAUGUAAUUUACUUUGAUUUCCUCAGCAGCUGUGCUACCAUAUGUCUGUCUGUCUGUCUUCUUUCGGUGCAACACAGGGAGUUUGUUUGUUGACUGACAUGUGACUUAUAUGUAUGUCUCCUCUCUUCAGAGGUGUCCCUGAUGACCUGGUGGUUUACAUCCUGUGGGGCCAGUGGCCCCAGAGGCCCCACCCAGGCCCAGUGUGACAGCGCGUACCGCAACACCAACGUCAGUGUCACUGUGAGUAAGGACGGCCCGUUCAAAGGAGUGCAGAUCUGGAGGGUACCAGCCACCAACAGAUACAUGUGGGUGCAAGUUUUGAUAUGUUCUUCUAAUGUUGUAGAAACAUGAACGCCACAGACAACAACUGUUUUUGCAAUCGGAACACUUUUGCACUAGACUAAACCAUAGGGUAGAGAUGCUUGAAACAAGCCCCUUGACCAAUGAUUGCAUCUGUACAUCAAUAUUGACAGCUGGCAGCACAACCUGAGAAAUCAGUCAACUGAUUAAAUACAGGUUAAAUACUACUCUGUAUCAACUUCAUGUCACGUAUCUGCUAGACCGAUCAAUAUAGGCAAGUCUCUGGAGUAUCAAGAUUGAUUUCCACAUCAUCCAGGUUAGGGGAGGGAGAGUAUGACGUGGGCUCAGCCCCUGCCUGCCUUCCUGCACUGUGUGUGUGUGUGAGUAAGACUGGGGCAGAGUAAGAAGCGUGACUCACUGGAUGGAGACUUAGAUUAGUCUAUCUGUGCUCACUCUCUCUCGCCCUAAUCUGGCCCCUACCAAGGUUCCAUGUAGAACCAUUUCCACAGAGUGUUCUACAUGGAAAUCAAAAAGGGUUCUACCUGAAACCAAAAAGGGUUCUACCUGGAGCCAAAAAGGGUUAUUCUAUGGGGACAGCCGCGUAGUCUGGGGGCUCAGCUGAGCUCUGAUUACAGUAAAACUACAGCUAUGUCAAUAUUAACCAUGAUUUGAGCUGAUGAAACAAGUUAGUGUUCAUCUGUCAGGCACAGCCUUGACUUUGCCGCUGUUACAGCCUGAUCCGAAGUGCUGUGAAACUUCUGAUCCACUAUAGAGACCAAAACCGGCUUGACUUCUUUGCCUCCUUUCUGCAAUGUUCACUCCGUCUAUUAGUUGAGUAGCCACUGUUAUAAGGUCACCCAAGCCCCAAGCACCAAACAUGGCCUUCAGUGGUCUCAUCAUGUGUUUACUGCAUAGAAAUAGAAUGAAUAUAAUGGGCUUGUAAGCUCUAACCCUGGCAAUCUGACUGGUAAACUUGUAGGUACACUCGCAAUUGCUGCCUGAUAUUGUGAUGCAAUAAUUUCUAUGGUAUUUUGGAAUGUUCUAUCAACUGAUGCUGGAAUGCCAUGGUAAUGUAGCAUGUUCAUUUCAAAUGAUGCUAACUUAUUUGGCUCGUACAAUGGAAUGUAUUUUUUGUAAUGUCAGUUGAGUUGAUUCAACAAAUCACAGCACAUAUUGAAGGGUACACUUCCUGCUUUUACUUCCUGGCAUAGGUGCACUCAAAAUUGCUGCCAGUCCACCCAUUAUGCCAUCAUUGACUUGAAUAAAGACACACUUUCUAUUCAUUCCAUUUCUAUGGUUUACUGUGCCCUCCUUAGGAUCUCAGCCUAUGGAGCAGCAGGUGGCAAAGGAGCAAAGAACCACAACAAGCGCUCCCACGGGGUCUUCAUCUCAGCCAUCUUCACUCUUGAGAAGGGAGACACCCUGUAUAUACUGGUGGGACAUCAGGGGGAGGAUGCCUGUCCAGGAGUGAGUCGUAGAGGGGAGAGUUAGGCUACCUCGGGUGACAUUAUGGGUGGAUAAACGGUCACACUUUAUUUGGAUAGUCCGGAUUUUCCAUUUGUAGAUGCUCUACAUAUGGCCGUACUAUCAACAGAUAUCUGUUGAUAAGUAACUGAUUGCUAAGGUUACGGUUAGGGUUAGAGUUAGGUUAAGAAUAAGGGUUAGGAUAAGGGUUAAAGUUAGGGCUAUGGUUAGGGUUAAGUUUAGGGUUAGAAUAAUGGUUAAGGUUAGGGUAAGAGCUAUGGUUAGGGUUAUUAGAUAGUUAGUUGAAAUGUUACUGAUAUCCAAAUAAAGUGUUACCGGAUAACCUGCUGUUCAAAUAUGUCCGACUCAUUUUAGUGAGCGUUAACUUUCCUUUCAACUUUCUGCUAUCUCUGGUGCCAUCCUGAAAGUCUUUACCUCCUGAUGGUAUGAAAGGAACAUCUCAGACUUGCAGCCACUCUCUCUCUGAUCUAACCGCAUCCAAUUGUUCUCUGUAGAGAAAUCCCCUGACACAGAAGAUCUGCCUGGGGGAAUCCUCGGUGAUAGAAGAUGAGUUCACUGGUGAAGAGUGGGCAGGAGGAGGAGGGGGAGGCGGAGGAGCCACCUAUAUCUACAAGGUAAGAGACCAUCCUCUUUACCUAACUUGAGUCAACUGUUCUCUGCCUUUAUCUCAUCUCCACAAAAUGAAAGCCAUGAUGGUGUCCAUCAGAAGCACAUGUAGCUGUUAGAUAUUACAUUUUAGUCAUUUAGCAGACGCUCUUAUCCAGAGCGACUUACAGUUAGUGAGUGCAUACAUUUUUCAUACUGGCCCCCCGUGGGAAUCGAACCCACAACCCUGGCGUUGCAAUCGCCAUGCUCUACCAACUGAGCUACACGGGACCCACAGGUUAGUUAUGAACCGAUUGAUAAGCUUAGAAGAACUUCUGAAGCCAUUCUAAAAUAUAAUUUAUCAUGGUAUUUAUCUACAGAUGUAGUGUUACAAGCAGUAGAGGUCAGAUGUUAUGUUAACUGGUUUGUACAAGAGCCCUUUAACCUAGAAGUUUUAUCUCUUUGAAAUGCUGGAUUGGCCCCUAAGCUGCAUUAUGGACUAUGACAGAGGGUAGAGUGGUACUCUUAAAAGCAAAUUGCAGUCAGAAAAUGUGAUUUUCCUGUGUUUUAUAUAUAUUUCCACACUAUGAGGUUGGAAUAAUACUGUGAAAUUGUGAAAAUUAUGAUAAUGCCCAAUAAGGGCUCUAUUUCUGGCUGGCGUUAAGGCGGCACUAGUGUCAAAUGCACAAUAGUUUGCAUUUUCCAGCCCUAACACCAGGUUUACCUGUCUAAUAUCAGCUCGCUUGCGCUCAGAUAGGCGGGGUGGAAAUAUUUAAGGUGUGUCCUUAAAAACAUAAUCCAAACUGCUAAUUUCAGGCAGCGCUGAUAGGGAUAUUUAAGACCAACCAAAAGCUGGUUUUAGCGGUACCGCAGUUGGUUAUGGCAUGAAUUCUGACAGCGGAACCGCAGUCUGUCCAUCCGUGAAGCACACUGCCCAUGUGCGCAUGGAACAUGGGUAGCCUAAUGUGCUUUUGGUGCCUGUAUACUUCGUAUUUAGAAACAUUUAAUUAAAAACCAAGCUUUGUCUGCCCAAUGCAAAGUAGUCAAGACUGUCGAUAAAGGGUUUGGCUCCUGAGACCGCUUGGAAAUAAAUCUUAAUCACCAAAGCUUUAUUAAAAUAUCUAGUUUGAGAGGAGUAAAACAGUGAGCUGAUAUUCCCUUUUUAUCUAUGCAUUGUAAGCAGGCCCACAUUAUUUGAGCCAUGCUGGUCCCGUUUUGGACAUGCGUAAAACCCCCUCCAUGAUGUAGGCUACGUGUCCAUGCCCAUCCUGAAACGAGAGAUGAGAACCUUGGUGAAUAAUGUUGAACCUCGUAUUUAGAAGUUAUCUGUAACCGGUAAAAAUGUCUUGUUUUCCGUUUCAUAUGUUCAAAACCCAAGCCUUCCAUUAGGCCUACUAUAACGAAGGCUGGUUCAACAGCAAUCUGUCUUUUUUAUCCUAGAGAUUUUAUGACAUCAUUACAUUUGACAUUUAUUUAUUGUUGUUGUAAAAAAACAACAGAUUGCUUGUUUUUUAUUUUAUUUUAUUACAACCAAACUUAUUAGAAUGAUUCACCUUCCUGGUUUUCUGGUGACAACGUAAGUGGCACGCUUGUAAUGUAACUUCUGGAGAUGUGUGAAUGCGAUCUGAUCUGUAAGAGGGUUCCGAUUAUGUUCAUAAAACAUAGGCCUAUUUGGGAGCAGUAUAACGGUGAGUGGACAUUCACCCUUUCUAUUUAUAUGGGAUCUUUGCCCAGCUACUGUGAAAAGUUUGGAUGUGCGUAAAACCCUCCAUAGUCUGCAUUGUUCUAAUAUUAAAACAAGUUGUUGUUUUGAGAAUUUGAUUCUAAUUAUUCAUUCUCUUUUUAGGCCUUAUCAAUAAUAAAUGUAAUCUUGCUUAUUGACAAUGUUUGGCAUGUCAAUGCUCAGCCAUAAUUACAGUAGGCCUAGCCCCUACAUCAGUGUGAAUGCUAUUGAAGCCGUGCAAUUACUUAGAACAAUAUGGACUGCAAAUGGGUUCAAGUUAACGUAUUUAGCAAAGAUAGGUCUACAUUUAGUUAUUUCGUUUCUGUAAGCCAUUUAACAAACUAUAAUGGACUAACAUUGGAACUGGAGUUGAUACCAAGGCAGUACAUAAAAGACCGUAAAUACACAACUUGAAGCAACCACAUACAGUAUUUCGCCAUGGAGCACGUCUGAUUGGCCAGUGAGGGGCCAAGCCUAGACACACCCACAACUUGUUUAUUCAUCAAAACCCAGCCCUUUCGCGCCAACGCCAGCAAGUGCGCCGAUAAUUGUGUAAAAUAGCAAAAAUAUUUCUGACACACCCAUUAACCUAUAGCGCUACUGCCUGCGCUUAGAUUGACCAUUGCAUUAGGUUUGUUAAAAUAAAGCCCUUAGUGUAAGAGCUUUUUGAAAAGACCGCCUGAAGUUUCAGCCUGUUUUAAAUAAUAUGCCAUUUAGCAGACACUUUUAUCCAAAGCGACUUACAGUCGUGCGUGCAUACAUUUUUGUGUAUGGGUGGUCCCGGGGAUCGAACCCACUACCUUGGCGUUAUAAGCGCCGUGCUCUACCAGCUGAGCUACAGAGUUUUGGCUCGCCUGGUGACAUCACCAGCGAUAAAUUACAGUUCCAAUCCUCUCUGCCAAUAACAGGUAAUUUUCAGUUUUCACCUCCCCGCUCAGACCAUUCCCAGACAGUCCUAGCAAAUUUCUUGCUUGAGAAAAUGCUCUUUACUAAGAAGCUUUAUUUUUUAUUUUUUUACCAUUUUAAUUGAAAACAAUCACAGUAAGGUUUAAUUGUUACCCAUAAAUAAUUUGAUAUUGAGAUAAAAAUGACUGCAUUGGACCUUUUAAGCUGCUAUUGUGUUUGACUGUGCCCCCUGCCAGAUGGAGGGUGGGGUGCUGGUGCCUCUACUGAUAGCGGCUGGUGGUGGAGGGAAGGCCUACCUAGAGGACCCAGAGAGCAGCCUGGACCAGAUCCCUCUGGAGCAGUAUGAGAACGACACAGUGGCCUCCAGCUCCAAUGGCAAGACUGGAGCAGCAGGUUGGUCGGGUUGCCCCAUCACUUCACCCCCUCCAAUUUUCCCUUCCCUCUGAGAUUAUCUUCACAGAGCUAGCUAUCUGCUUCUUGAAAACACAUGGCUUUCAUUUCUCUGACUGCUAAAGCUCCUACUUGAGCGUCUUCAGUAGAACGUGUCAGAGAAAGGGCAGGAGUGCAUGUGUUUGUAUCAAGCUGGCCCUGACCCCUGGUUAUCCUAUGGGUCCGCUCAUAAUCUUGGUUGCAGCCUUUUGACUUAUGCAACUAUUGAAAAGGGAGAAAAUACAUACUGUAUAUGGCAGUACUGUAUUAAUGUACUUGGAAAAGAUUAAUGGAACAAUUCCAGUAAAUCCUCCUUGACCAGCAGGGUCUUGUGGAGCAAUUAUCGGAACAUCUUAUGCAAACAUCAAUGGAAGAAGUGUUUAGAGAGCGUGAUGGCUAAAUGAGGUGUGUGUGUGUGUGCUGCAGGGGGAGGUGGAGGCUGGAAGGACUCGUCCAGCCAGCUGUGGGCUGGGAAGUCUCUCCUGGAGGGGGCCGAGGGGGGUUCUUCCUGCCCCCAAGCCUUAUCCAAACUGUCCUGGGCCACCUUCGGGGGGUUCGGAGGGGGAGGGGGAGCCUGCACUGCUGGAGGAGGAGGAGGUGGAUACAGAGGUAAUCUAACACAUACACAUAAUAAUAUUUACUGCUUUCCUAUGUGCCAUACUGUACUGUUAGGGGUGUUAUUAUAGUAUUUAAGAUCCUCCCUCUGUAGCCUCCUGCUCUUUUCUAGCUGGGAUGAAUCGGACAAAUACAUUUAUGCUGGAGAAUUUCCAUUGGCCCCAAGGAAAGGGGCAGGCUGAUAACAUUCACUGCUUUUCUGUCUUUAUCUGGUAUAAUUUAAAAGUCGUGGAUUGGUGACAGAAUAAACAUCCCUCUCUGAAUGUUGUGAUAUUAUGAGACAGAUUAAACCCAUACUGAGAUCAUGAAAGAUCCUGUUCUUUGUUUUGGCUGGGGAAGAAAGUUCUACUUAAUUGACUGAUAAGAUUGGAGGUCCAUUUGGCUCCUCUGCAAAACAUGGCACACACUGAGAGGAGAUAUGCACAGAUUGAGAAACAUUCGAUUUCUUUCAGCAUCGUUAAUAUACCACACAUACCACACAUACUCGCUACACCCACAAUAACAUCUGCUAAACAUGUGUAUGUGACAAAUACAAUUUGAUUUGAUUUGAUACCCAAAUCAAAUCAAAUCAAAUCAAAUGUUAUUGGCCACAUGCACCGAAUACAACAGGUGUAGACAUUACCGUGAAAUGCUUACUUACAGCCCUUAACCAACAAUGCAUUUAUUUUUUAAUAAAAAAAGUAAAAUAAAACAACAACAAAAAAGUGUUGAGAAAAAAAGAGCAGAAGUAAAAUAAAAUAACAGUAGGGAGGCUAUAUAUACAGGGGGGUACCGGUGCAGAGUCAAUGUGCGGGGAUCACCGGCUAGUUGAGGUAGUUGAGGUAAUAUGUACAUGUGGGUAGAGUUAAAGUGACUUUGCAUAAAUAAUUAACAGAGUAGCAGCAGCGUAAAAAGAUGGGGUGGGGGUGGGGGGGCAGUGCAAAUAGUUUGGGUAGCCAUGAUUAGCUGUUCAGGAGUCUUAUGGCUUGGGGGUAGAAGCUGUUGAGAAGUCUUUUGGACCUAGACUUGGCACUCCGGUACCGCUUGCCGUGCGGUAGCAGAGAGAACAAUCUAUGACUAGGGUGGCUGGAGUCUUUGACAAUUUUGAGGGCCUUCCUCUGACACCGCCUGGUAUAGAGGUCCUGGAUGGCAGGAAGCUUGGCCCCAGUGAUGUACUGGGCCGUACGCACUACCCUCUGUAGUGCCUUGCGGUCGGAAGCCGAGCAGUUGCCAUACCAGGCGGUGAUGCAACCAGUCAGGAUGCUCUCGAUGGUGCAGCCUCAGAAUCUUUUGAGAUUCUGAGGACCCAUGCCAAAUCUUUUCAGUCUCCUGAGGGGGAAUAGGCUUUGUCGUGCCCUCUUUACGACUGUCUUGGUGUGUUUGGACCAUGAUAGUUCGUUGGUGAUGUGGACACCAAGGAACUUGAAGCUCUCAACCUGUUCCACUACAGCCCCGUCGAUGAGAAUGGGGGCGUGCUCAUUCCUCUUUUUUUUCCUGUAGUCCACAAUCAUCUCCUUUGUCUUGGUCACGUUGAGGGAGAGGUUGUUAUCCUGGCACCACACAGCCAGGUCUCUGACCUCCUCCCUAUAGGCUGUCUCAUCGUUAUCGGUGAUCAGGCCUACCACUGUUUUGUAGUCGGCAAACUUAAUGAUGGUGUUGGAAUCGUGCCUGACCAUGCAGUCAUGGGUGAACAGGGAGUAAAGGAGGGGACUUGAGCACGCACCCCUGAGGGGCCCCCGUGUUGAGGAUCAGUGUGGCAGAUGUGUUGUUACCUACCCUUACCACCUGAGGGCGGCCCGUCAGGAAGUCCAGGAUCCAGUUGCAGAGGGAGGUGUUUAGUCCCAGGAUCCUUAGCUUAGUGAUGAGCUUUGUGGGCACUAUGGUGUUGAAUGCUGAGCUGUAGUCAAUGAAUAGCAUUCUCACGUAGGUGUUCCUCUUGUCCAGGUGGGAAAGGGCAGUGUGGAGUGCAAUAGAGAUUGCAUCAUCUGUGGAUCUGUUGGGGCGGUAUGCAAAUUGGAGUGGGUCUAGGGUUUCUGGGAUAAUGGUGUUGAUGUGAGCCAUGACCAGCCUUUCAAAGCACUUCAUGGCUACAGACGUCAGUGCUACGGGUCGGUAGUCAUUUAGGCAGGUUAUCUUAGUGUCCUUGGGCACGGAGACUAUGGUGGUCUGCUUGAAACAUGUUGGUAUUACAGACUCAGUCAGGGACAUGUUGAAAAUGUCAGUGAAGACACUUGCCAGUUGGUCAGCACAUGCUCAGAGUACAUGUCCUGGUAAUCCGUCUGGCCCUGCGGCCUUGUGAAUGUUGACCUGCUUAAAAGUCUUACUCACAUUGGCUACGGAGAUCACAUAGUCAUCCGUAACAGCUGGUGCUCUCAUGCAUGCUUCAGUGUUGCUUGCCUCGAAGUGAGCAUAGAAGUGGUUUAGCUCGUCUGGAAGUCUUGUGUCACUGGGUAGCUCGCGGCUGUGCUUCCCUUUGUAGUCUGUAAUAGUUUUCAAGCCCUGCCACAUCCGACGAGCGUCAGAGCCGGUGUAGUACAAUUCACAGUACUGACUCUUUGCCUGUUUGAUGGUUCGUCGGAGGGCAUUUCUUAUAAGCGUCCGGGUUAGAGUCCCGCUCCUUGAAAGUGGCAGCUCUACCCUUUAGCUCAGUGCAGAUGUUGCCUGUAAUCCAUGGCUUCUGGUUGGGGUAUGUACGUACGGUCACUGUGGGGACGACGUCAUCGAUGCACUUAUUGAUGAAGCCAGUGACUGAUGUGGUGUACCCCUCAAUGCUAUCUGAAGAAUCCCGGAACAUGUUCCAGUCUGUGCUAGCAAAACAGUCCUUGUAGCUUAGCAUCUGCGUCAUCUGACCACUUUUUUAUUAACCGAGUCACUGGUGCUUCCUGCUUUAGUUUUUGCUUAUAAGCAGGAAUCAGGAGGAUAGAGUUAUGGUCAGAUUUGCCAAAUGGAGGGCGAGGGAGAGCUUUGUAUGCGUCUCUGUGUGUGGAGUAAAGGUGGUCUAGAGUUUUUUUUCUUCUGGUUGCACAUUUAACAUGCUGGUAGAAAUUAGGUAGAACUGAUUUAAGUUUCCCUGCAUUAAAGUCCCCGGCCACUAGGAGCGCUGCCUCUGGAUGAGCGUUUUCCUGUUCACUUAUGGCCUUAUACAGCUCAUUCAGUGCAAUCUUAAUACCAGCAUUGGUUUGUGGUGGUAAAUAGACAGCUAUGAAAAAUAUAGAUGAAAACUCUCUUGGUAAAUAGUGUGGUCUACAGCUUAUCAUAAGAUACUCUACCUCAGGCGAGCAAAACCUCAAGACUUCCUUAGUAUUUGAUUUUGUGCACCAGCUGUUGUUUACAAAUAUACACAGACCGCCACCCCUUGUCUUACCGGAGUCAGCCGUUCUAUCCUGCCGAUAUAGCGUAUAGCCCGCUAGCUGUUUGUUGUCCAUGUCGUCAUUCAGCCACGACUCGGUGAAACAUCAUAUAUUACAGUUUUUAAUGUCCCGUUGGUAGGAUAACCGUAAUCUUAGGUCAUCUAAUUUAUUUUCAAAUGAUUGAACAUUGGCUAAUAGGAAUGAUGGAAGAGGCAGUUUACUCGCUCGCCGUCGGAUCCUUACAAGGCACCCCGACCUACGUCCACGAUAUCUCCGUCUCUUUCUCAUGCGAAUGACGGGGAUUUGGGCCUUGUCGGGUGUCUGUAGGAUAUCCUUUGCGUCCGACUUGUUGAAGAAAAAAUCUUUGUCCAAUACGAGGUGAGUAAUGGCUGUCCUGAUACCCAGAAGCUCUUUUUGGUUAUAAGAGACGAUGGCAGAAACAUUAUGUACAGAAUAAAUUACAAAUAACGCGGAAAAACACACAUAAUAGUACAAUUGGUUAGAGGGCUGUAAAACGGCAGCCAUCUUCUCUGGCGCCAUUCUAUAUUCAGACCUUCUUUGUUCAAAAUAAAGAUUGGCAAUUAUAAUGUGAGCAUAUGUUAUGCAAGCAAUAAUAAACCAUUGUUAUUAUUAGCUCAAACAUAGACUUUUAGAGCAUCAAUCUCUUUGAAAUCUCUCUGCAUGCAUUUAUCUUUGAUAUCGUGUUUAAUCUAAAUCAAGGUGGCGAUGCAGCACUGACUGAUGAUAUCACAGCGGGCGGUCAGGAUGGCAUCUCCUUUGUUAAUCCCAUGGGGGAGAUAUUUCUCCAGCCGCUGGCAGGUAAGGCUUUCUCCUCCUACAUCAGUGUCACUGGGGGCCAGGAGAGAGGAGAGAGGAGGGAGAGAGCAGAGAGAGAGCCCAGGCCGUAACACAGAGGUCUGUGUCUCUCUACCACCUGACUCUAAUUCAGUGGGAGAAGAAGGGAUGGGCUCCUCAGGCCUCAGACACUCGUUAACUAAUUCAGGGCCUCACGGAUCCUGUUGAUCCUGGUGCCAUGCUGUCUGCUCUUUUUUUGCUGAUGUAGAGGAACAGACAGCCCCUCAAUUCUUUACGGCACGACAAUGUCAUUUGUGUCCAAAGCAUGUGCCGCCAGUGCAGCCCGGAAUACAAAGCAGUCCUCUGUGUAGUGACAGACAUGAGAAAGACACAAACUAAAACAGAUCAACUGACCCAUGGCCAUGCACUUCACAGUGAAACCAUGAUUUGUUUAAGAAUUGAACUCCAGUGUUUGACAAUGUUAUGAAGAAGAGAAAUAACUCUGAUUGCGAAACAUCUUCUCUUUUUAGUCAUAGAUAUUGCUAAGUUGACCACUGCUUGUGCUACAGCAUUCUUAUUGUGAGAUUCAUGUGGUGAUGUAACUUCCUCUGUCAUCCUCUCCACUCAGCCAUGGAGAGCCAUGGAGAAUGUGAGAUCAAGGUGCAGCUCAACUGCAGUCACUGCCAGACCCAGAGCUGCAAACGGGACGAGGACACUCAACUCAUCAUCUGCCUCUGUCACAACGAGGAGGUGCUAGCCAGUGACAACGUCACCUGCACAGGUAACAGUCAAGGAAAAACCCAAAUUUACUAGAUGUGUUUUGGGAUCAUGAAUGCAAAAUAAACAAUUCUGUCCUUGAGAAUUUCACAGAUCUGCCACUGUGUUUCUCAUUAAAUGGUACUCUCAUAAAAGGAGAGAAAUGGAAUGGAAGGAACUACCUCUCUAGUAAUCCCAUUGUAUUUGAUACAUUGUUAUGAUCUGAGUGGUUCUCCAUCUUCCCCUGCUUAACCCUGACCUCUGACCCCCCCCCCCCCCAGCAGCCCCUCAGGGCCUCGCUCCAGAAGGCCAGCUGUCCCUGUCCCUCAUCCUGGCCGUGGUGGCAUCCACCGUGGUGACGGUCAUCAUCCUGACCUGCGCCAGCCUCACCCUCAGUAAGAGACUCUUCCAGUUCUGUGUUGACUCUGUGCCCUCCACCUUUCACCGUCUGUGAGCUGUGAGCUUCUCUCCAUGCCAAUGAUACUGUAUUUAACUUUCAGACAAUGAAAGCAUCAUGAAAAGGCAGGAGCUUGGCAUUUUAAACCAAGCUGUGGUUUAAUGUUUUCUCUUUGAGGGAAAUGUGUUGGAUGAGAGUGAAUGGCGGAAGUCCAUGAUUCAACACUGCAGUUAAAAGCCAUGAAGAUAUUUGUAGAAAAUAGUACAAAAGGUGGCCUUUUAGGAAUUGUUGCUUAUAUCCUCUUUUGGGAAAUCCCCAUUGACAAAAAUGGGUUUGUCUUGUCAGCCCUUGGGCAUUAUAUUUCUUCCAGAUAUCAAGCCUGGUAGAGACUAUACUAAACUGAUUUUAACUGAGAUACACAUACUUUUGGUGGGCGUAAGGGAUUACAGUGAGCUUAACCACCUUUCACUCUUGCACUUUAUUUCAGACCACAAAAUCUAAGACGUUUCUGUCAGAGUGAAGGGGUUGGCUAAGUAUUCAUUUAGUUGUCUGGCACAUUGGGAUUGAUGGUCCCAAGUAUGUGCAAUAACAUAUACUGUUUAUCUAUUCAUGCUUAAAAAUGCACAUUGGACAAAUUUCCACACCAGUAACAAUUCUUACCCUCUAUACUUGUUUUAUAAUCACAUGGGUUUAUUUUAAUUCAAGGUGAAACAUGGUUUAAUCGCUUAAUGCUAAUGAUUGCACAAUACACCUGCUAAAAGGAAUGAUUAGGGAAUUAGGGAAAUUACUGCUAUUAACCUUUAAAUUGUACCUUUGAUUAUUCUGCUUUGGAAACAUUGAGGAGUCAAAGAGAGAAUAAUAAUCUAUUAUACUAAUAUUAGUGUCUAACCUCAUCUUGCCAAUUGGUGAUCAAUGAUCAAUAUCAUAAUGAAUGCUGCUACUGUGUUAUAUGUGUACUUUAUGUGUGCUCAUGCUCCAAAAAUGUACCAAUUGUCUUAUUAAUUUUUGGGCCAGAAAUGUAGGACAGUGAGGGAUUAUUUUAUGUUUCUCUUUGCACUGUUCCCUUUUUGAUGACCGUGUGCUGCAAUAAGAGGGGAUGGGAAUUCUGGCAGUGUAGCACUCUUACUUUCCUGCCAGUGCUGAUUAAGGAGUGUCUAACCAUGGAGUGUCUUACCAUGACAGAAUGUUACUUAAGCUUUAAAAGCACUGUGGUAGUGACUCAUCACUUUGCAUAGGCCCGUCGGGAUCCAAGCAUUACUGCCUUACUGUGAAAUGAUCUACUCUAAUCCCCUAUACUCCUCUCAUAUGGUGUACAUCGCUCAACUGUGGAGGAGUUAAUACUAACAACAAUUAAAAUACAGUGUCAGGAUAUUAACGGUUAACUACAUGUGAUAGAUAACUUUUGUCCAUGAAGGCAACAAACAUCCCACUGGGCACAGACGUCAAUUCAACAUCUAUUCCACGUUGAUUCAACCAGUGUGUGCACAGUGGGAUGGUAUAACACUUCACUCCACGGUGAAGCUUUGGUGAUGUCAGACAAACUGACAUCACCAAAUAUCAACCUUCCCUCUAUGUCAGUAUGAGAUCCUCAUAUUUAGAGUUUGACUUGUGCACUAACUGUAACACACUGUGCCAUGACUGAAGUGUAACUGUACUUUUUUCCAUUGCUAAAUAAAUAAAACCUGUCAUUAACACAAAGCUUCACUGUGGAGUGAAAGUCCCUUUGCGUAAGACCACAGAACUUUCCAAUAAGCCUCAGAGGAAGUGAUAUCAGAGCUGCUUCCUGUCUCCAGCACUGUCAAUUCAAAAGGCAUACUGUACAGUAUCAGUAUAUAGUUUCACUAUAUCCUUAACACACAACAUGCAUAACACACACAACACAACACACACACAACUCAACUCAACCCAACCCAAAAGCCAGAUGGUCAUGCAGCCCCACUGUGGCCCAUGGUGAGGUCCCUUCCAGGUGGAGACAGACCUCAGACAGUUAACGUUGUCUCUUCACCUGAGCUCUCCCCCAUGUAGGUUGGUAGUCUGUCCACGGCCCCCCCACUCCUCCCCCCGAGCGUCGCGUCUGUCUGCAUCUGCAGCUCGACGUCACGGCAGAGGGCACCUCUCACCGCCACGCAUCGCCCCCCAGGGCCCCCACCCAGCCCCCCAGGCAGACUACCAACCUGCAUCGGGGCCGCGGGCCGCCUCCACGGAGGGUGAGUCCUCGGUCCUCAACUCACAGACUCACAGCUAGUCACUGACUGGACCAGGGGCAGAGGCCAGAGUUUAGAGGACAGACAGACAUCAGGGUAGUGUGUCUGAUGCAGGGCUAGUGUGUUGUUAUGUCUCUGAUAGGUACAGUAUAGCAACAGUUUGAAGCAGAGGGCUGUAUGACGGUAACCAACACUGUCUUCCUGGUCUCUCUCUCUCCUACAGUAUACUACCGUAAGAAGAACCAUCUGCACGCGGUCAGGCUGCGUCUCCAGAGCCCAGAGUACAAGCUGAGUAAGAUCCGGUCAUCCACCAUCAUGACAGACUACAACCCAAACUACUGCUUCGCUGGCAAGGCUGCUUCGCUGAGUGAGCUGAAUGAAGUACCACGCAAGAACAUCACCCUCUUCAGGUAGUCCACACAUACAGUACAGCUGACUGAGCACUGAGCUAUAAGCUAUAAUGUGCAUUACAUGAUGGAGUGAAGCUCUGGAGUGAAGCUCUUUGUCACCUGUCUGGCUUGGUGUGUGUUUGCAGGGCAUUGGGCCAUGGAGCGUUUGGGGAGGUGUAUGAAGGCCAGGUUCUGGGGAUGAAUGGAGAGAACACAGUCAUGCAAGUGGCUAUAAAGGUCAGUUCCUCUAACUUCGGCUCCAUAGCUCCUCCAUGACUAAGAAUACAUCAGCACAGAACAGUUGAAAUUAUAUAAUUCCUCUUGGGCAUUGCAUAUGCAUGAAUAGCCAAAACCCAGGAGUAGUAAGAAGAUGUUUAAUAUUGAUAACCUUUUGACUAAAAUGCUAAGAGUAACUAAGAGUAUUCCUCCUCUACGGCAGUUUCUCUCUACUUUUCCUUCAUUAUAUGCACUGCUGGUCUGGUGUAUUUACACCUGCCUUAAGAAAGGCUCUGGCUGGGAUGUGGACAAAAAAGGUUGCCUGUUUGCCUCUGUGUUGUAAGUAACAGUGACGUACAGACCUAUAACCUAACAAAGAAGAUCAUGCUGGUAACCUUUAAAAAGACUCCAACACUGAUCUAAAGGUCAUUCUGUGUUUCGCUGUGACACGACAUGUCUGUUUGUAUCACUUCUGCUUGGAAAAAUGCAGGAUGCAACUCAAACAAUGACUGAUUACAUUAUAAUCUAAGAGUAGGUUUAAAAUGUAACAUCAUUGCAUCAUACAUACUGUAGACGUCAACAUUGUACAGAACAUAAUUCAUUAAUUUAGUAAUUCUGCUACAUAUAUUAAUUCAUUCAUAGAUUUUCCUAGAAAACCUGGUAUGAAAAUCAACUGUAAUUUCCUUGGGUGAAUCAGCUGAUGAGUGCAUGCCAUGGGGUGUCUCUCUCUCUGUAUGUGUUCUGUUCUGAAUAGGGCCUGACUGGCCUGACUGCCUGUUGGUAACUUUCUGCUCCACAGACUCUUCCGGAGAUCUGCUCCGAACAGGACGAGAUGGAUUUCCUGAUGGAGGCCCUGAUUAUGAGGUGCACUAGGCUGGAACACACAGGGCCUCAUCUACUUCCUCUCUCUCUCUCUCUCUCUCUCUCUCUCUCUCUCUCUCUCUCUCUCUCUCUCUCUCUCUCUCUCUCUCUCUCACACACACACACACACACACACACACACACACACACACACACACACACACACACACACACACACAGUAACAUAGUGUAAUGUGUGAGGCAGGCAGACGAGACCCAAACACUGUCAUACUAUCACUUAGCGCUCUGCAUUGUAAUCUGCUGCUAUGUUUCAUUCGCUGCUUUUUUGUAACCAGCUCCCCAGCUGUUGUUAAUCAUAGUGAGUCAGGUAAUUCAUCGCCAUCGAGGAAACAGCAGCUGGUUGCCAGAAGAAAUCUGUCUCGCCUCCAAAUGGUGUUCUGCUGAAAGCAUUAGAAAGAAUCUUUGUCGAGCAGAUGCUGUCGGGCUAAGGCAGGCACAGCAGAGUAUAUAAUAAGCAGCUUGGGUUAAAUUGGGGCCCGGAGUGUUUCCUGAUGAUUUAAUAACACUAGACACAGUCUAGACGUAAACACAGACGCAUUCAUGAAUAUGUAGAUGCCACAAUACCACAUCAAACAUAGCUCGAAAAAACAGUCCUGUACCCUGAAGCCAUUGCAGCUGGUGUCUGGCCAACUCUCCUAGCCUGAGGUACAGUAGUGCAUUCACCACCGCUGUUCUUGUGUGUCCACAGUAAGUUCAGCCACCAGAACAUAGUGCGCUGCAUCGGGGUGAGUCUGCAGAUCCUGCCCCGCUGCAUCCUCCUGGAGCUGAUGACUGGAGGAGAUAUGAAGAGCUUCCUGAGACAGAACCGACCCAAAACGGUCAGUAGCAGAGUGUCUCUCAACUGCCUCAACUGUUCAACGACCCUAUGGGUCUGUGUAGGUGUCUGUCAGUAGUAAUGGUUUUGUGUGUGUGGUGUUUUUUCAGAGUCAGAGCUCCUCCCUCACCAUGCUGGAGCUGUUACACAUGGCCAGAGACAUCGCCUUCGGCUGUCGCUACCUGGAGGAGAACCACUUCAUCCACAGGUUACCAUGUCCUCCUACCAAACCAUUAACCUUUUGUAUACAGUAUUCAUACUACAUAAAGAGUUAUUCAAUGUUGUUUGUUGUGUGUUUCAGAGAUAUAGCUGCCAGGAAUUGUUUGCUGACCUGCCCUGGACCAGACCGAGUGGCUAAGAUAGGAGACUUUGGAAUGGCGCGUGAUAUAUACAGGUACACUUAACCACCAGUUCUCUCUGUCCCAAUACCAUGCUGCUUGCUGCUUCAGUUCAGCAUCCACCAAACGUGAUCUUAACGCCGUGUGAUGUUUCAUUUCUCCAUUCUGUGUUUUCCCUAGCUGAAAUCUUAACGUAUCUGUUGGAUCAGUCUAGUCUCGCUCCAUGCAGUGAAGACUCGAGAGUACUAUACCCAUUGAGUUAUAGAGGAGUUUGAGACACUAACCAUGACUCAUUCUCCUCCACAGGGCCAGCUACUACAGAAAGGGUGGCCGUGCCAUGCUGCCCGUCAAGUGGAUGCCCCCAGAGGCCUUCAUGGAGGGCAUAUUCACCUGCAAGACUGACACCUGGUAACCCAUUCACUCUAUUACAUGAUGUAUCCAAACUGUAGUUGAAUGACUAGUAGCAGUACAUACAGUGCCUUCAGAAAGUAUUCAUACCCCUUGACUUAUUCCACAUUUUGUUGUGUUACAGCCUGAUUUUUUUUCUCAACCAUCUACACACAAUGACAAAGUGAAAACAUGUUUUUAGAAAUGUUUGCUAAUAUAUUGAAAAUGAAAUACAGAAAUAUCUCAUUGACAUAAGUAUUCACACCCCUUUGCAAUGACACUCCAAAUUGAGCUCAGGUGCAUCCAAUUUCCUUUGAUCAUCCUUGAGAUCAACUUAAUUGGGUCCACCUGUGGCCAACUCAAUUGUUUGGACAUGAUUUAGAAAGAAACACACCUGUCUAUAUAAGGUCCCACAGUUGACAGUGCAUGUCAGGAGCAGAGUGGUCUCCAUCAUUGGGAAAUUGUAAAAAUAUGGAACUACCCAGACUCUGCCUAGAGCUGGCCGUUCGACCAAACUGAGCAACCGGGCAAGAAGGACCUUGGUCAGGGAGGUGACCAAGAACCCAAUGACCACUCUGACAGAACUACAGAGUUAUUUUGCUGAGAUGGGAAAACCUGCCAGAAGCACAACAGUCUCUACAGCACUUCACCAAUCUGGGUUUUAUGGGAGAGUGGCCAGACGGAAGCCACGCCUGAGAAAAAGGCACAUGACAGCACACCUGGAGUUUACAAAAAGGCACAUGAAAGACUCUGAGAGCAUAAGGCAAAAGAUUUAGUGGUCUGAUGAGACAGAAAUUUAAUUACCGGUCUAACACAAUCCCUACUGUGAAGCAUGUUGGUGCCAGCAUCAAUCCCCGCCUUAUCUUAGCUCAUUGGUCACCAUAGCAACACCCACCCGUAGUAUGCGCUCCAGCAGGUAUAUCUCACUGGUCAUCCCCAAAGCCAACACCUCCUUUGGCCGCCAUUCCUUCCAGUUCUCUGCUGCCAAUGACUGGAACAAAUUGCAAAAAUCUCUGAAGCUGGAGACACUUAUCUCCCUCACUAACUUUAAGCAUCAGUUGUCAGAGCACCUUACAGAUCACUGCACCUGUACACAGCCCAUCUGAAAUUAGCCCACCCAACUACCUCAUCCCUAUAUUGUUAUUUAUUUUGCUCAUUUGCACCCCAGUAUCUCUAUUUGCACAUCAUCUCUUGCACGUCUAUCAUUCCAGUGUUAAUACUAAUUGUAAUUAUUUUGCACUAUAGGCUAUUUAUUGCCUUACCUCCAUAACUUGCUACAUUUGCACACACUGUAUAUAUAUUUUCUGUUGUAUUUUUUGACUUUAUGUUUUGUUUUACCCCAUAUGUAACUCUGUGUUGUUGUUUUUAUCGCCCUGCUUUGCUUUAUCUUGGCCAGGUCGCAGUUGUAAAUGAGAACUUGUUCUCAACUGGCUUACCUGGUUAAAUAAAGGUGAAAUAAAAUUAAAAAAAAUAAAAUGCUAUAGGGAUACUUUUCAGAGGCAGGGACUGGGAGACUGGUAAGGAUAGAGGGAAUAAUGCAUGGAGCCAAAUACAUGGAAAUACAGAGUGAAAACGACAAUCAAAUCAAAUGGUAUUUGUCACAUGCGCCGAAUACAACAGGUGUAUGUCACGAACGUUGAGAGACGGGUCGGACCAAGGUGCAGUGUGAAAAGCGUACAUGUUUAUUAACUAAAUAAACAUUCAACAAAACAAGAAACAACGUAAACGUGAAGUCCUCAGGUGAAGUACACAUACAAGCCUAAACGGAACAAGAUCCCACAAUACACAGUAGGCAAUGGGCUACUUAAGUAUGAUCCCCAAUCAGAGACAAUGAGCGACAGCUGCCUCUGAUUGGGAAUCACACCCAGCCAAACCUAGAAAUACACAUCUAGAUCCUAAACAUAGAAAUUCUAACAUAGAUCCUCACGCCCUGACCAAACCAACUAAAGACAACCGGCCUCUCAAGGCCAGGGCGUGACAGUACCCCCCCCCCCCAAAGGUGCGUACUCCGGCCGCACCAACCUGACUCAUUAGGGGAGGAUCCGGGUGGGCAUUCAGCCUCGGAGGCGAAUCCUGCUCAGGGCGUGACGACCUCUCCCUCUCUGCCUCCCCGUUGCGCCCCUGAUCUUGUCUGGACCUCGGCGCGAUGCUUCCCCUCUCCUUCCUCCCACAAUGCACCAAGCCCUGUCUGGACCCUGGUGUGGGAGACCCCGAACCUGGAGAGGGGCUGACGUCUGGGCCUGGAUCGGCAAUCCUCCCGCGAUGCACCAAGCCCUGUUUGGACCCUGGUGUGGGAGACCCCGAACCUGGAGAGGGGCUGACGUCUGGGCCUGGAUCGGCAAUCCCCCCACGAUGCACCAAGCCCUGUCUGGACGCUGGUGUGGGAGACCCCGAACCUGGAGAGGGGCUGACGUCUGGGCCUGGAUCGGCAAUCCUCCCGCGAUGCACCAAGCCCUGUUUGGACCCUGGUGUGGGAGACCCCGAACCUGGAGAGGGGCUGACGUCUGGGCCUGGAUCGGCAAUCCCCCCACGAUGCACCAAGCCCUGUCUGGACCCUGGUGUGGGAGACCCCGAACCUGGAGAGGGGCUGACGUCUGGGCCCGUAUCGUCAAACCUCCCGUGAUGCACCAAGCCCUGUCUGAACCCUGGUGUGGGAGACCCUGAACCUGGAGAGGGGCUGAUGUCUGGGCCCGGAUCGGCAAUCCUCCCGCGAUGCACCAAGCCCUGUCUGAACCCUGGUGUGGGAGACCCCGACCCUGGAGAGGGGCUGACUUCUGGGUCUGGAGUGGAGCCGCUGACCGGAGCUGAACUGGGCACCGGUGGAGCGGACUGCUCUGGCUCCGGAGUGGAGCCGCUGACCGGAGCUGAACUGGACCCCGGUGGAGCGGACUGCUCUGGCUCCGGAGUGGCGCCGCUGACCGGAGCAGGACUGGACCCCGGUGGAGCGGACUGCUCUGGCUCCGCAGUGGAGCCGCUGACCGGAGCUGGACUAGGCACCGGUGGAGCGUACUGCUCUGGCUCCGGAGUGGAACCGCUGACCGGAGCUGGAUCAGGCACCAGUGGAGCGGAUUGCUCUGGCUCCGGAGUGGAUCCGCUGACCGGAGCUGAACUGGGCACUGGUGGAGCGGACUGCUCUGCCUCCGGAUUAGAGCCGCUGACCGUUGCUGGACCAGGCACCGGUGGAACAGGCCGGGCCGGACUGGGGACACGCACCACUGGUCUGGUGCGAGGAGCAGGAACGGGCCAGGCCGGACUGGGGACACGCACCACAGGUCUGGUGCGAGGAGCAGGAACAGGCCGGGCCGGACUGGGAACACGCACCACUGGCCUGGUGCGGGGAGCAGGUACGGGCCGUACUGGACUGGUGAGGUGCACUGGUGACACAGUGCGUAGAACCGGAGCAGGAUAUACUGGACCGUGGAGGCGUACUGGAGGUCUGGAGUGUACAGCUGGCACAACCCGUCCUGGCUGGAUGCCCACUUUCACACGGCACGUGCGGGGCGCUGGCACAGGACGCACUAGGCUGUGAACGCGCACUGGCAACACAGUGCGUAUCUCUGCAUACCUAGGUUCCUCUAUGAACACACGCUCCGUCUGUUGCCUGACCAGCUCCUCUCUCCUUGCUUCCACUACUUCCUUCUCCCUUUGAGCCUCCUGUAGCGCCUCCCUCUGAACGGAUAACUCCUGCUCCCUCUGAGCUAACAGCCCCCGUAACGUGGUGGCCUCCUCUCUCAGACUCUCGAUCCGCAGGUCUUGGAGGACCUUUAAAAUAGCGGCCUCCUCCUCUCUAGUCAGCCCUUUCACGGCCUCCUGCUGUCUCAUCGUCCACCCCGUGAGCCCCCCCAAACAUUUUUCUUGGGGCUGCUUCUCGGACUUCCUCUUCGGCCGGCACCGUUGAUGUCGCCGUUGAUCCUCUCCUACCCGGGCUUCCUCCUUCAUUGCCUUACCGUAACAGACGGCCUCCUCCUCGGUGAUUCUCCCCCAACCGAGGAGGACAUCUACCAACGUAGCCUCCCGGGUGUUUGCUCCUCCUGGCCACGCUGCUUGGUCCUCGUUUGGUGGGAUCUUCUGUCACGAACGUUGAGAGACGGGUCGGACCAAGGUGCAGUGUGAAAAGCGUACAUGUUUAUUAACUAAAUAAACAUUCAACAAAACAAGAAACAACGUAAACGUGAAGUCCUCAGGCUAUACACAUACAAGCCUAAACGGAAUAAGAUCCCACAACACACAGUAGGCAAUGGGCUACUUAAGUAUGAUCCCCAAUCAGAGACAACGAGCGACAGCUGCCUCUGAUUGGGAAUCACACCCGGCCAAACCUAGAAAUACACAUCUACGCCCUGACCAAACCAACUAAAGACAACCGGCCUCUCAAGGCCAGGGCGUGACAGUGUAGACCUUACAGUGAAAUGCUUACUUACAAGCCCUUAACCAACAAUGCAGUUUUAAGAAAAAUAGAAAGAAGAAAAAUAGAAGAGCAGCAGUAAAAUAACAGUAGCGAGGCUAUAUGUUCAGCAGUCUUAUGGCUUGGGGGUAGAAGCUGUUAAGAAGCCUUUUGGACCUAGACUUGGCGCUCCGGUACCGCUUGCCGUGCGGUAGCAGAGAGAACAGUCCAUGACUAGGGUGGCUGGAGUCUUUGACAAUUUUUAGGGCCUUCCUCUGACACCGCCUGGUAUAGAGGUCCUGGAUGGCAGGAAGCUUGGCCCCAGUGAUGUACUGGGCCGUACGCAUUACCCUCUGAAGUGCCUUUCGGUCGGAGGCCGAGCAGUUGCCAUACCAGGCAGUGAGGCAACCAGUCAGGAUGCUCUCGAUGGUGCAGCUGUAGAACUUUUCAGUCUCCUGAGGGGGAAUAGGCUUUGUCAUGCCCUCUUGUCUUGGUGUGUUUGGACCAUGAUAGUUUGUUGGAGAUGUGGACACCAAGGAACUUGAAGCUCUCAACCUGCUCCACUACAGCCCCGUCGAUGAGAAUGGGGACGUGCUCGGUCCUCCUUUUCCUGUAGUCCACAAUCAUCUCCUUUGUCUUGGUCACGUUGAGGAAGAGGUUGUUAUUUACAUUUACAUUUUAGUCAUUUAGCAGACGCUCUUAUCCAGAGCGACUUACAGUUAGUGAAUACAUAUUUUUAUUUUUUUCAUACUGGUCCCCCGUGGGAAUCGAACCCACAACCCUGGCGUUGCAAACGCCAUGCUCUAUCAACUGAGCUACAUCCCUGCCGGCCAUUCCCUCCCCUACCCUGGACAACGCUAGGCCAAUUGUGCGCUGCCCAUGAGUCUCCCGGUCGCGGCCGGCUGCGACAGAGCCUGAAUUCGAACCAGGAUCUCUAGUGGCACAGCUAGCACUGCAAUGCUGUGCCUUAGACCACUGCGCCACUCAGGAGACCAGUUAUCCUGGCACCACACGGCCAGGUCUCUGACCUCCUCCCUAUAGACUGUCUCAUCGUUGUCGGUGAUCAGGCCUACCACUGUUGUGUCGUCGGCAAACUUAAUGAUGGUGUUGGAGUCGUGCUUGGCUCUGCAGUCAUGGGUGAACAGGGAGUACAGGAGGGGACUAAGCAUGCACCCCUGAGGGGCCCCCAUGUUGAGGAUCAGCGUGGCAGAUGUGUUGUUACCUACUCUUACCACCUGGGGGCGGCCCGUCAGGAAGUCCAGGAUCCAGUUGCAGAGGGAGGUGUUUAGUCCCAGGGUCCUUAGCUUAGUGAUGAGCUUUGAGGGCACUAUGGUGUUGAACGCUGAGCUGUAGUCAAGUCAUACCGCCCCAGUAGAUCUGUGGAUCUGUUGGGGCGGUAUGCAAAUUGGAGUGGGUCUAGGGUUUCUGGGAUAAUGGUGUUGAUGUGAGCAAUGACCAGCCUUUCAAAGCACUUUAUGAUGAUUUACGUUCCAACAGGACAAUGACCCCAAGCAUACAUCGAAAGCAACACUUGAAUGGCUUCAGAACAAGAAUGUGAAAGACCUUGAGUGGCCCAGCCAAAGCCCAGACUUGAAUGCCAUUGAAAAUGUGUGGAAAGACUUCCCACUCCCCAUCUAACUUAACAGAGCUUGAGAAAAUCUGAGAGAAAGAAUGGGAGAAAAUCCCCAAAUCCAGAUAUGCAAAGCCGAUACAGACAUACCCAAGACGACUUAAAGCUGUAAUUGCCACCAAAGGUGCUUCUACAAAGUAUUGACUCCGGGGUGUGAAUACUUAUGUAAAUGAGAUAUUUGUGUAUUGCAUUUUCAAUACAAUAGCAAAAAUGUCUAAAAACGUGUUUUCACUUUGUCAUUAUGGGGUAAUCCAUUUUUUAUUCAGGCUGUAACACAACAAAGUGUGGAAUAAGUGGAGGGGUCUGAAUACUUUCUGAAGACACUGUAUGUGUAAAUUGGACAGCAGCAGAUUUCUCUUAUCAACUAUUUUAACUGACCUCUGUUCUCCCUCUGCAGGUCGUUUGGAGUACUGCUCUGGGAGAUUUUCUCUCUAGGCUACAUGCCUUAUCCCUGCAAAACCAACCAGGAGGUUCUGGAGUUUGUGACGAGUGGGGGGAGGAUGGACCCCCCUAAGAGCUGUCCCGGGCCUGUGUGAGUAGAUCAGAUUGAGCUUAUGGAGAGUUUACUCUCUUGACGGGAGUUUAUAAUGCAUUUAGGGCCGUUGCAAGGCAAUAUGCAGUUUUAGACUUAAAUCCAUUAUUGAGUCUGCUUUUCUCCAACUCUAUUCUGUAGGUACAGGAUCAUGACUCAGUGCUGGCAGCACUGCCCUGAACACAGACCCAAUUUCUCCACCAUUCUGGAGAGGAUCAACUACUGCACUCAGGUAAAUAAAAAAAUAGGUACUGGCCCACUCGCAGCCAGGGAUGCAUUUUCUUUACAACACUCACCAUACAUAUUCACCGUUUUAUAUUCUCUCUCUUUUCUUCCGCCCAGGACCCUGAUGUGAUCAACACGCCCCUGCCUGUGGAGUACGGUCCCACAGUGGAGGAGGAGUUAAGCACUGUGAUCCGCCCUGAAACCCCAGGCAGUCUGACCCCUCUGCUGGUGGCCCACUCUGCCUCCCAGGAGGUCUCUCCCCAGAUCACGUCGCUGCCCCAGCCCCACAAGCCCCAUCUGCUGCUGCAGAGGCCCCAGCAGCUGCCUCAGGAGGUGGCCUCCUACCGCGAGGCCCUGAAGCCCUGCUGGGCUGAGCCUGUCCCUGCUCCGGGUCCAGGGAUCUGCCCUGGUGCCUGGCUUCACCCCGAGCCCCUCAACCGGCCCUGCUCCAGGGACAGCUCCUUCUCAGGCAGCCAGAAGCUAAAAAACAAGACCAAGAACCUGUGGAACCCAACCUAUGGCUCCUGGGUGCUGGAGAGCUUUGGUCGGGGGAAGACAGCCCUAUCUCAUACCAAGUCCAUGCCCCUGUCCAGCAGCUCCUCCGCCCCCCAGGCAGCCACCCCUACCUCUGAGUGCAACCAGUCUGGGUGCGAUGGCAGCAGUGACCUCCAUGCCCCCAGUAGUCUGUGCUCCUCGUCCUGCCAGGCCCUCUCCACUUCCCAGCCCCAGAAGGCCCAAGCAGGGGGAGCCAGUGGGGGCCAGACCCUGGGCAUGGACCUGGCUAAGCUGCAGAGCUUCCCCUGUGGCAAUGUCAACUAUGCCUACGAUGAGCAGAGCUAUGAGGCAGAGAGCCUGCCCCUGGUGGUGCCCAAAGGCCCAAAGCCCUGCCCCAGCACCAGUGCCAGCACCAGCUGUGCCCCCAGCACCUCUUUCUCCUCGUCCUUCUCCUCCUGCUCAGGGGCAGGCCUGGGUGUGGCCUCCUCCUGUAUGCCCAAACUGCUACUGAAGCGCCAUGCCAGCUAUGGACACGAGGAUGUGAGGAGACACACCAAGCCUGAGAAACCCACCCGGGACAGAGACUCAGGCUUCUCUCUGUCUGAGGACCUCAGCGUCACCCCUGUCUAACCCUGGCCCCUGGGUGAGCGGAGCAGAACACUGGAACAGACCCCACACCUCACUGGCAAUGCACAGGAACACACUAUUGGAGAUGGCAGACAUUUUCACCAAAUCAUUUUCACUCCCUUUUUGUCGAUUCAUUGCUUUGUUUUAUAAAGUUUUGGUACUACUGAUGAUGCGUUGUAGUUAGUAUAGAUGGUGUGAGAAUUAAAUGAAAGCCCACAGUAGCAAGAAAACACAACAGCUUAAAUACAGAAGGAGAUGCUGCUUUGCCUGGAGACAGGUAGCAUGUUCUCUUCCUGAGGUGGAAUAUGACACAACCCAAGAAGGCCGCCAUUGGCACAGAAGCACACCCAAGCCUCAGAGGAUUUCUAGGCCCUAGCUGGAUUCAUCUGCAUCCAUUCAAAUGUGCAGCGUCUCCUCUGGUUCAGGGCUCUUUUGUUAAUCCAUUCCUUUCUUCUCUGUUUAUAACAUUACCUUGUUAGGUUUACACUGGAAUUAAUGACUGGGAUUGACUGCUAAAUCAAUACUGUGAAAACAGAUAGGAAGCUCUGGUUGCCUAUGCAGGUGAUGGUAAGGCAGAAAGGAGAAUUUCAGUAUGACUAGACCAGAGAGAGUGUAUGAACUUGUGAUAACAAUUAUAAUGACUUGUGCUGUCUACUGUUCCCUAUCUGGCUCAUAAGCAAAAGUGAAUCUCUUGUUUAGAAUUGUCAUAGUUAUUUUGUAGAUAGCAUUUACAUUUUAUUAAUACCGUAGUCUGUUUUACUGUAUUAUAGGCAUUGACUACUAAUACUUCACCCUCUCUACAUGCAUUUAAUCUUAUGGUGACUGUUCUCACUCUUUACUGAAGAGUGUUUUAGAGACACCAAGAGCAGGGAAUGUGGUAGUAGGAGCUCCUCUGUAAUUUGUCCAUCUUGUUCCAACACGGAAAAUGUUAAUACUACUGACUUUCACCUUGGCUACACCAAUAUAUUAAAUACUAUUAUUUCACAUUGGAAUUCCUAUGUAAACUGGACUAACUCAUUCAAUUUGUAGCAGUUAUACUUCAUUU
This is a messenger RNA of Coregonus sp. 'balchen', 38179 nucleotides long. The record is from the annotation of a GenBank genome assembly. NCBI's taxonomy places the organism in Eukaryota, Metazoa, Chordata, Actinopteri, Salmoniformes, Salmonidae.